AUGGAGAGGACACACCACGUUUACAGAUCGACACACCACCCUGUCCUCAUCCACGCACAUACCGACACCGACACCGACGCGGAUCACACCUUCUCAUUCAUCUCACCCUCCGCCUUCUCCACCCGCUUGCGCCAUUACCAGCACGGCUCCCCCCCCUCUCUCGAUCCGAUCACCACAAGACCAUCCGUCAUCUCAUCCCCACCCCCCUCCUCCUAUACCAUUGCUACCGCCAGACGCGCCAUCUCAAUCCCUAAUCCUACAACUCCCUGUCCCACCGCCCCCAACGCCCACGUCAUAUUCCACCGGCACUACACCGGCCUGGAAACCAGGCCGCGGCGAUUCCCCGUCUGUAUUUCCCCAGGUCGGGGCGUCAUCGUGCGACAACCCUUCCUCAUGCCGGGCAUGUAUGGUUGGACGUGUCUCAGUCGGGAGUGUGAGGUCGAGAGAUGCGAAGAACGGGUCGUCACGUUUCCUGGCGACGUUCGGAGGUCGGUACCCGAACAUACGGUUCGCAUUGUGGGGAGAGUGGAGGUGGAGUUCUCUGUCUUGCAGGGGGAGGAUGUUCAGGUCGAGGUUCAUGGUGAGGGUCCUACCGGACUCGGGCGAGAUGAGCGCGAUGUGGUCGAUGUCCGUACCGGCCGAGAUAAAGGGAUGGGGCUCCAUGCGUCGCGCGAUGGGGAUGUUGAGGUGUCUGGGUCACGCAACGAGAGAGGCCUAGUGACAGGACCACUCCUAGUCAAUCAAGACGCAGUCCCAGUUCGGAUCAGAGCCCGUGCCUGGGUGGCUGCCGCGAAUGAGGAGUUUUGUCCCAUGGGAGGGACAGAGGGCGUGGGGAUCUGGAUCGGUGCUGAAGAUGCGAGGGAGAUCGGGUUCAGCUUGCGUGAUGUUAGCAAGUGA
Messenger RNA from Cladophialophora yegresii CBS 114405, 897 nucleotides. RefSeq lists its product as uncharacterized. The coding region runs from base 1 to 897 and encodes 298 amino acids. The record is from RefSeq and is a predicted model, not a curated record. Lineage: Eukaryota; Fungi; Ascomycota; Eurotiomycetes; Chaetothyriales; Herpotrichiellaceae. The transcript has a single exon.